Messenger RNA from Sitodiplosis mosellana (orange wheat blossom midge), 1038 nucleotides. Its product is annotated as gastrula zinc finger protein XlCGF8.2DB-like. The transcript has a single exon. Lineage: Eukaryota; Metazoa; Arthropoda; Insecta; Diptera; Cecidomyiidae. The record is from RefSeq and is a predicted model, not a curated record. The coding region runs from base 1 to 1038 and encodes 345 amino acids.
AUGGAAAUAAAACAGGAGCCGACAGUCAAACAAGAAACAGAAAAUGACGACUGCAUUGUGACGGUGUCACGAUCAUCAUACACGGUCAACAGUGUGAUACAUGAAAACUCGAUUGGUGACGAGCAAAUGGGUAGCACCGACGAUUGCAUUGAUUUUCACCAUUUGUCUCAAGUGAAAUGGAAAGUAAAGAUUAAGGAAGAGGUGAAUCAAGUUGCUAUUAAAAAAGGUGACAAAAAUCACCAACCACAAAACAGUCCGAUGUCGAAUAAAUUGAAUGGUGGUGAUGGUGGUGCAGUCGGCAAGAAGGACAAAGUGAACAAUGCUCGUGACGAGAAGAAGCCACCUGAAGGCAAGGCAACUGGAAAGCGACACAAGUGUUCAUUGUGCGAGUAUGUCACUAAUUUUGUCAGUCGUUUUAAUCAGCACAUGCUCAAGCAUACUGGCGAACGACCAUUUCCAUGCCACGUGUGCCCGAAACGAUUCAUCCAAAAACAUUGCCUACAAUCGCACAUGAAAGCACACGUCGAUGAAUUUCUGUUCAGUUGUUCAACUUGUUUGCAAGGAUUUCAUCGAAGCGAGGAGAAGGUGGAACAUGAAUCUGGUUGUAAGGUGCGUCGCUACGAGUGUCAUCUGUGCAAGAAAUACUCUACUUUGCAAAAGUCGAAUUUGGAAGUUCAUCUGCGCGUGCAUACCGGUGAGAGGCCAUUCGAAUGCGACCAUUGCUCAAUGAAAUUCAACCACUCAAAAACUUUGAAAUGCCAUCUCAAAACCCACACCAGUCUUCAUCCAUUAAAAUUCAAGUGUUCAACUUGCUUCAAGAUCUUUGCACAACAAAUGGAAAAAGAAAGUCACGAAGUCAAUUUCAAGCGACGCGGAUUCGAAUGUGAUCUUUGUAAGACGUACACAACUGAUCAUAAAGGACAUUUGAUGAACCACAUGCGAAUCCACACUGGUAAAAAGCCAUUCCGAUGUGAAACAUGCUCGAAGUGCUUCUCGCAAAAGGCAAAUCUCAACAGACACAAGAAAAUGCACAAGUAG